Messenger RNA from Physella acuta, 1907 nucleotides. RefSeq names its product nuclear transcription factor Y subunit alpha. Gene Ontology annotation, biological process: regulation of DNA-templated transcription. The record is from RefSeq and is a predicted model, not a curated record. Gene Ontology annotation, molecular function: DNA-binding transcription factor activity; DNA binding. Gene Ontology annotation, cellular component: CCAAT-binding factor complex. Lineage: Eukaryota; Metazoa; Mollusca; Gastropoda; Physidae.
GCAAUUUUGUUAAAAUACUUCCGGUUACGAAAAUAAUAGACUUGCUUUUAAUUAAAAUUAAAUUUUCUCUGAACGACUAAAAGAAAAUAAUUUUUGAAUUAUAGGCUCCUUGGGGUCAUAGUUAGAAUAUUUAUUAACAACACGUAGUGACUGAAUUCUUUUAAAUAGUGAGAGAAAUCCAAAGAUAUUUUCGGUAAAGGGUCAAGUUUUUUUUUCCUUCUGUCAAGUUCAGUGGAGGGUGCCACAGGCUGACCUGACUUUGGAAUUUUUUUCAGCUAAGAUUGCUGUCAAAUCCCAAUGUUGACUGCAAUGGCUGAUGGGGAGCAGCACUUUACCAUCUAUGAUCCCACCUCCAAUCAGCCAGUGACAGUGACAGUAAAUAAUGUGGUUCAAAGUGCAGAAGAUGCUCAAGCUGUGCAGAGCAUUCAGUAUAUCACCACAGCAGAUGGUGUGCAGGUGGCUCAGAUUGGAUCAAAUGAUGUCAUACAGGUAGCACAAGCUGAUGCCAGUUUUCAGCAGGCUGCAGGAUUCCAGACUAUAGGUGCAGGACAGCCACAAGUUAUUUCUAACGCAUCUUUUGCUCCUAAUACUCAGGUUGCAUCAAUAGUCCAGUCAAAUGUCCUUCAAAAUGUGCACCAAACUCAGACUGCCCAGCCUUCUCAAGCACCAGCCAUUGGCAGCUCAUCUUCAAACAUCAUCCCACAGAUGCUUUUUCUCAACCAGGUUUCAAUCAAUGGACAAACAUCUUAUGUCCUUGUUGAUGCUAAUAACAAACCAGUUCAGCUUCCCCAGGGAAUACAAGUGAUCAAUCUACCAACCCAACAACUAGCAGGCCAACCAAUCCAGAUGCCGACCAGUGAUACCGGGGAUGAGCCUCUGUAUGUCAAUGCUAAGCAGUAUCACAGGAUAUUAAAGAGAAGACAAGCCAGGGCUAAACUAGAAUCAGAAGGAAAGAUUCCUAAAGAAAGACAGAAAUAUCUGUACGAGUCUCGUCAUCGACAUGCUUUGAAUCGAACACGAGGAAGUGGGGGCAUAUUUGUAAAGGGCAGCGAGACAGACAGCAAAAGUAGCCUCCAUCAACAGUUGCAGCCAACCAAACAUGAGUAUCAGAUUAGUGGGCAUCUCUAGAAGAGAAGUCCAAAGACAGUGCUAAAAUUUAAUUUACAAUCUGGACUGAAUUUUUGAAAGUGUUUAUCAUUUUAGUGACCUUUGAAUUUGUUUUAAUUUGGAUGUUGUUUCAUUAAAUUUGUUAAAGAAAGUUUAAUUUUAGUGUUAUACAACAGUUAAAAAAUGAUCAUUCUUUGAUAAAUUGUGUAAAACAUUCAAUAUACCAGGUUUGAUGGUAGAAAAAGUUUCGAUUUUCAGAAGCUUUUGUUUCCAUGUGCUGCUUGUUUCAGCAGUUUAUCAUCAGUUCUACUUAAGAGAUGUGGAAGAAUUGGCUUUAUUAGUUGUUAUUGUAACUUCCAAUAUUUAUUAUUAUAUUCUUAUGCUUUGAAUAGUUUCUCCCCAUUUCGUACUGUGUACUGACAGAUUCUCUUCAUCUCAGAACCAGGAAUUAUAUACUGACAGAUUCACCAGAUUGUAUUGCUCAAAACUUUCCCCUGAAUGCAGAAAAUAUUAGUGCUUGUGUUAAAUUUCAAGUAAAAAUGUUAUUAAAAUAUUGCCAGCAACCUGAUAACAGAAUUGAUCUCACUUAGGAUUUUUAUCAAGGUUCCUCUAAGACAAUAGGGUUGACACAAAUACACCUAAAAUUGAUAUGUAUAAAAAAAAUUGAUCCAUGAUAUAUUUAUCUUCUGAUAUUAGAUUUAGUUAUCUUAAACCUAGAAACUUUUAUGUAAAGGCAAGUUAAGCUGCAUAUGCAUUGAUUUGUAUAUAACAAUAACACAUUUGAAAUAAACCUCUGUAAA